This is a messenger RNA of Trematomus bernacchii (emerald rockcod), 419 nucleotides long. Its product is annotated as ninjurin-1-like. The transcript is spliced from 3 exons. Gene Ontology annotation, cellular component: membrane. The coding region runs from base 62 to 397 and encodes 111 amino acids. Gene Ontology annotation, biological process: cell adhesion; tissue regeneration. Lineage: Eukaryota; Metazoa; Chordata; Actinopteri; Perciformes; Nototheniidae. The record is from RefSeq and is a predicted model, not a curated record.
GGGAAGUGGGACUGAGGCCUCCCGUCCAGAUGCUGGGCCCCGCAGCCCAGCCCCUCUGAACAUGAACCACUAUGCUAAUAAGAAGAGUGCAGCGGAGAGCAUGCUGGAUGUGGCUCUACUGAUGGCCAACGCAUCCCAGCUAAAGGCUGUGAUGGAGCAGGGACCAAACUUCUCCUUUUACAUUCCCAUCAUCACUCUAAUCAGCAUCUCCCUGUGUCUGCAGGUCGCAGUCGGAGUCCUGCUCAUCUUCACAGUUCGAUGGAACCUGAAUGAUGAGCAAAGGCAUUGGAGGCUUAACAUUAUGGAAAACUUGACCACAUGUCUGGUUUUUAUCAUAUUGGUUGUCAACAUCUUCAUCACAGCAUUUGGAGUCCACCGGCCGAAGCAAAGCAACUAAAAAAGACACAAAGAUACACACA